Messenger RNA from Rattus rattus (black rat), 2939 nucleotides. It is a transcript of the gene Cfl2, whose product is annotated as cofilin 2. The transcript has 4 exons. The coding region runs from base 153 to 653 and encodes 166 amino acids. Gene Ontology annotation, biological process: actin filament severing; actin filament fragmentation; cell motility. The record is from RefSeq and is a predicted model, not a curated record. Gene Ontology annotation, cellular component: cytoplasm; actin cortical patch; actin cytoskeleton. Gene Ontology annotation, molecular function: actin filament binding. Lineage: Eukaryota; Metazoa; Chordata; Mammalia; Rodentia; Muridae.
GCGGCCCUCCAGCCCGCCGCCCGCCCGGCUGCAGCUCCCGGCGUCCCCUGCACUCUCUGCUGCCCGCCGCCGGCCCCUCCUUCUUCUCGUUCCAGUGCCACCGAGCCGGAGCCCGAGCCGCCGCCGCCGCAGCAACCUCAGCCGCGGGCACUAUGGCAUCUGGAGUUACAGUGAAUGAUGAAGUCAUCAAAGUUUUUAAUGAUAUGAAAGUAAGAAAAUCUUCUACCCAGGAGGAGAUCAAAAAAAGAAAGAAAGCAGUUCUCUUCUGUUUAAGCGAUGACAAAAGACAAAUAAUUGUAGAGGAAGCAAAGCAGAUCUUGGUGGGUGACAUUGGUGAUACUGUAGAGGACCCCUACACAUCUUUUGUGAAGUUGCUACCUCUGAAUGAUUGCCGAUAUGCUUUGUACGAUGCCACAUACGAAACAAAAGAGUCUAAGAAAGAAGACCUAGUAUUUAUAUUCUGGGCUCCUGAAAGUGCACCGUUAAAAAGCAAGAUGAUUUAUGCUAGCUCUAAAGAUGCCAUUAAAAAGAAAUUUACAGGUAUUAAACAUGAGUGGCAAGUAAAUGGCUUGGACGAUAUUAAGGACCGCUCGACACUGGGAGAGAAACUGGGAGGCAGUGUUGUAGUUUCCCUGGAAGGAAAGCCACUGUAAAAUAAUAGCCAAGUGCCAUUUGAUCUUAAGGGGCUUACAUUUAUUUCUCCAGCUCAGUCCACUGGAAUUGUAUUAGGUUUUGUUUUUUGUUUAUUCCCUUUCCACUGGUCCCGUUCAACACAAUGAAUGAGUGAAUAUAAGAAGCCUGUCAGUGAUCGCCAUUAGACUGUUUCAUAUGGUUACUUUCUGUAGAUCCCAAGGAAUGCCUUCCCGUCCUAUUUUAGCCAAAACAACUGGUUCCAUGCCUUCCUUGCGUGAGCACUACAACGGAUGUCGUUGUCAGCGUGAAUAGCUUAGAGUACUACAGAGGGUGAGCUAAUUGAAUGCCUUGAAAGUAUUCUCCACUGGUCAUAUGGGAAACUUGUUUCAGUAUUAUUUAUAGUCGAGCUGCACUUGAUCACAGUUCUCUGCGGCACUGGAGCAGUCACACACCUCACCCGCCUUGGCUCGCCUAUUGUGACAUGGCAGCACAGGUUAAACACUAUUGGUUAAAAGCACUUUUAUUUUGUAAUGCGUUUAGUCCCUUAUAAAGAAUGCCAAUUAAGUUUCAUUACCUGUCUUCAAUUUAUCCUAGUAUCUCAGUGUUCAUUCUUCUUACCUGCAUAUUUUCUUCAAAGGAAUAGCUGUGUUGAUGUCUUUGGAUUCCCAAUGAGUGUACACUACUGUAUAAUUAUAGGAGUUUUAUGUUUACCAUAUGAGUCUUGAAACACUACAGAUAUUUUGAAUAUCAGUCAUGAUGGCAAUUUCUGUAUAAAAGAGCCUUAAAUGGAACAUUGUUUUGAGAUCAAACUCCCUGCCCUCAUAAAAGUGGCCACGUUGCAAUAAAAAUUGUGGCAGAUUACAGAAUGUUGCCUUGUUUUCCUUGGAAAUUUUGCAAAUUAUUAUGUGAAAGUUUAGGGUAAAUGGUGACUAAGCUCUGCACUGGUAUUUGGAAUUUUUUUCCUUUAAUCUUUGGUUUAAAAAUAUCUUAAAAUCACUUAUAUACAAUCAUUAAAAGAGUGGUACUUUUAUAAAUGUUUAUGUUACAAUAUGGAGAUCAAAAUUUUUCUGCACUUUGGCAUACUCCACUUAAUUUGUUCUCUAGAUAAAUUAGGAGAUUAAUUCAGAGUUACGUUAUAAAUAAUUGAGUCGGAUGAAUAGGAUGUUUUAUUACUUGGUCAUAAUGAAAAUAAUUUGUAAAAUGUCAUUCAAAGGUUUAAUGAUGAUUGUGAUAUUUAGGAAAGUCUGUUUCAGCCACAAUUCCUUAAUAUCUUUUCCAAAUUGAAUUGGAGGAGAAAAUAGUAUAGCCGUCUUAAACAUUAGUAAUGGGAUUUGGCUGUGGUCCCGAGCGUUCUCCUCCUUAUAGAGAACUUGAUCUGCUCAGUGUGCGCUCUUUGCUAUUAGCCAGAGCUAUUUAUGGCAAACACAUGCUUUUGUAUCUUGUCAUAGUCAUCCACAGAUGGCAAAACUGGACUUGAUUCUACCGGUAUGCAAGGCAGGCGUGCUAGUGAGCACUCGUUUGUGGCUCUGGACUCCAUUGCCGUAGCCUGUGGAGUGCUUUUAUCAGAAUAUAGGAAAUGAAAUGUCCUUUUUUAAAAUAUGUGGAAGUAAUUUGGGUGUAAUUAAUUUUUUUCUUUUUGAAAGUUUUUUUCUUCAGAUGAGAACAUUAACAUAGCGGUUAAAUGUCUAGGCUUCCAUUUAAAACUACACAACUGAACGUGGGAUCUUUUUAGCACUAAGCAAUUUUAUUUCAGCCUUUCAGCUGUCGCUGUGAGUUGUUCCAGACCUUUCUGUGGCUUUUUGGUAAGGCUGCUAAUAAGCAAAGCAUGAGAAUGGUGUGUGCUAAACCAUAUGUUUAAACUGAUCUUCGCACCAAAGGACUUUUUCACCAAGUUAUUUUGUUAUUCUUCCAAAUAUUAAGAGGUUUUUAAAAAGUAAAGGAGUGACCUUUUUUUUUAUAGCUGAUUUCUCAAUUUCUUUAUAUGCUUUUUUAGAAUAAUUUCAAAGAUUAAGUGCUGCUUUAAACUAUUAUACUUUGAGUUUUAGAUUGGCCAAAUACAUUAAUGUAGUUAAAUUCAUCUUUAAAGUACACAUAUGUGCCUAGAGCCAAAAAAAAAAUAAUGAUUUAAUUUAUGAUCUUAUGUUGAGACUAAUUUGACAUCUUAUUUUACAGUCAUUUACAGUGAAACAAUGUUCCAGUUAGCUUUAAAAGCUAUACGGUGCUAAUUAGUAAAAUAUUAAGGGCAAUAUUUUACUGCUAGCUUGCAAAAUUUUAAGUGUUUUAAAAAUAAAAUACAUGAAAAUAUU